CCCCACCCCACCACCGCCAUCCUCUCUCCCUCCGAUCAGCAGCAGCACAGCCAGAGCCAGCACCAGCACAGCGGCGAGCGGUCCACCAUCCACAGCUUCAAUUCAAAUCGCACGGCCAUGGCGUCGCAGCAGCAGCAGCAGCAGCAGCGGCAGGCGGCGGCGGCGGCGCCCGUGGGGUUCGAGGACUACCUGCCGGUGAUGGCGGAGCGGCUGGGCGAGGAGGGGCUGAUGCGGGAGCUGGCGAGCGGGUUCCGGCUGCUCAUGGACCCGGCCCGCGGGCUCAUCACCUUCGACAGCCUCCGCCGCAGCGCGCCGCUGCUGGGCCUGGGCGCCAUGUCCGACGACGACCUCCGCGGGAUGCUCGCGGAGGGCGACUUCGACGGCGACGGCGCGCUCAGCGAGAUGGAGUUCUGCGUGCUCAUGCUCCGCCUCAGCCCCGAGCUCAUGGACGGGCCCCGCAGGUGGCUCGACGACGCCGUCUCGCAGGCCUCGCACUUCCUCUACACCAGCUAGGCGGGCCUAGGACUGGGCUGCCGGAGACGGCCGCGCGCGUAGCGUAGGAAUUGUUGGUUGAGCUUCUCUUUCUUUUCGUUGUUCAUAGCUGGAUUAGGAAUUCGUUCAAAAAAAAAUAGCUGGAUUAGGAAGGGACUGGUGCCUGAUUGGUCGAUAGAUGGAUUCCAUGCCUUGUGUACUCGAUCGCCUGUUCCUCCCCAACUGGAAUCUGAAUUGAUCAAACAUGCUUCUUCCUCCUUUCACCAUCACA
This is a messenger RNA of Panicum virgatum (switchgrass), 763 nucleotides long. RefSeq names its product calcium-binding protein PBP1-like. The record is from RefSeq and is a predicted model, not a curated record. The coding region runs from base 118 to 513 and encodes 131 amino acids. The transcript has a single exon. NCBI's taxonomy places the organism in Eukaryota, Viridiplantae, Streptophyta, Magnoliopsida, Poales, Poaceae. Gene Ontology annotation, molecular function: calcium ion binding.